Messenger RNA from Trypanosoma rangeli, 4104 nucleotides. RefSeq lists its product as uncharacterized. The transcript has a single exon. The coding region runs from base 1 to 4104 and encodes 1367 amino acids. NCBI's taxonomy places the organism in Eukaryota, Euglenozoa, Kinetoplastea, Trypanosomatida, Trypanosomatidae. The record is from RefSeq and is a predicted model, not a curated record.
AUGACUCGGCCCAUUCACGUGCGUCUGCAGAACUUCUCUGCCAUGCUGUUUUGUGAUUCUCAGUCAGAGGUGGGCUUUGAGCUCACGGCGAGGGAGCUCGUGGUGGAAAUUGAGCCCGUCUCAAGGGCAGGUGCGGAGCUUCUGAAGGUAGCCAUUGUCACCUUCGCUGGGGUCGCUGUGCAUGCACAUGCCACCAAUGCACAAAAACAAAAAAUUGUGGGAGUGAAUCAUUUCAGUAUUCGCAUCACCUCUGUUUAUAGUUCUAUGGGUGUGCUCCGUCGCAGGAAUACCGCUAUCAUCGUUGACGGUGUCACCUCCGUGUUCCUGGACGAAGGCGCACUGCGGGCUCUCACAAGGUGCGCCUUUAGUCAUCGGCUCAUGAUGGAGGUUCCCGACUACUGCCGUCCGUUUCGUAAACUUCUUCAACUGCCUUCGCGUUGGCCUUACGCCAAAAGUUGUGUCUUGGCCUUCAUACGGGAGAGACGGAGACGGUACAACUUUAAUGCCUCACACCUUCACUUUUAUGCGGAGGCCCGCGCCUCGUAUCUGGCGCUCUUGGAGUACUGCCAUCGCACCCGGGACAUCGCGGAAGAGAGGGAAAGUUUGGCGGAAGUGGAGGCGGAUAUUCGUUACCGUGACGUUGUACAGUUCUUGAGACGCAGGGUGCGAGAGAGGUACUCCUCCACCGCACACAGCAGCGACGCAGGGACGGAGGUGCCGCCGCCAGCACAACACGCAGACGCCGGUGGGCCUGUUAUGCUUUCUUCCCUCCACGUGGAGGCGAAAAUCACGUGUGUGCAUGCUCCUGCUAAAACAACGGUGUGGUUGCGCGAGGUGGCGCUUGUGAGCCGCCACGGUGAGUUCAAUUUUUCAGUUGGGCGUGCCACGGUGGAUGUGGAAGGAACAUCUCAACAAUUACAGGCAUCGGAUGCCGGGCAAUCGUUUUUGUCUUUUCAGCGAAUCGAAAGCAACGGCACGGUCUUUUUUAGGACUAAACUUGAAGAGUUGAGUUUUACAGCCACGUCUGCGUGGGCUCUGCAGGUUGUGCAGCCCUUUAUGGUCGCUGCACCGGACUUUCUGCUGACCAUACCACACUCUUGUGACGAUUCAUCAGCGGCGCCAGCGUCUCCUACGUGGCGUGAGUGCACAACGAGUGUUAUUUUUCCUCUGGUGCAUAUUUGUCUGGACGACUUACAGUUCCACCUGGAGAGGUUGUCUCUGACGUUUGUUGAGCGAAAAUCCGGUGCUUCACGUGUGGGUUUUUUGCUGAAGGAAUUACAUGUGCGUUUUGGGGAAGAAACAGUUGUGCUGUCGCCCAUGAAGCUUGAAAUGACGCAAGAAGAUGACAUUGUGGUCUCUGCAGUGAGGUUGAAUGUUUCGAAUGGGCUGUGGGAAUAUUUAUACCGCCUUCGACGUGGGUGGAGCGAGGCCCUUUUGCAGCUACAUAAAAUAUCGGCCUCUGCAGCAAGGGUGGAAGCUACACAGGGCCGCACACCGACGAGGAGGUCCCUUGCGGGUGUGUGUGGUGUGACCCCAUUAAAGAAGGGGUGCCAUUUCGUGCCAAACUCACAACGCGUGUGUCUUUUGGGUGCCGAAUUCACUUUUGAGCCACUGAGGCUCACCCUGCAGCUAGGACGUGCGGAUAUCUGGUACGCGGUGGAAAAGGAUGGUUUCUCCUCAUUGUGCGCCGGUGUGUCUUCAUUUGUCUUUACAACCGAUUAUGUUGAUGGAGGUGUGUUGACGGCGUUACUUCCUCACGGUAUUCAAGUUUCGACACGAAGUCAAGCAAAUGGUGCAGUGAGCGUCGCCGUAUCUGUGGGAGAGCUAGAAGUAUCAUGGAGGGCGUCUACUAUGCAACCGUUGCUUCAUGUUGUCGGUGCGCAGGCCAAUGUCGGUGGAGAUGCCAUGUGCGGCUCGGCCCAAGAAUUUCAACUUUUGGGAGCCGCGACAUUUGCCCCAAUAAAUGUCGUUUACCGCCGCGAGUUACGUUCCAUUCCAGCCACCACGCGACCUUAUUUGGCGUCGUCUCUGCAGGUCUUUAUGUGUCUUGCGGGGGUCUGCAUGGACCGACUCGCCUUUCUGGAAUUGGACUUGUUAGGAACUUUGCUGGAUGGUUACGCCACAUUUGUUGUGGACAAAGUUGUUUCUAUCAAGGCAUAUCGACUAUUUUUCAGUGGGUUCAGCAAUAUCGCCUUUUCCGUGUCAGCCUCGUCCUGCCCGGUAACGUUGACCGGAACAGAGGCGGUAAUGUGCCGAAUUAGCAUGCCCCCGGUGACUACAACGAGUAUGGGCACCUCCCUGCGGAGUUUUGGAGAACUUCUUCCGGAAUUGCGUGAAACAUCGCCAUUGACGUUGGUCAACACCUGUGAAAAGCUCUUGGCGACGAUAAAUGUCCCCUGCCUCGAGGUGGAAGUCUUUCACUGCCGUUUCGCCUCCAUUCGACUGCGUGGAAAUGUUUGCUCCUUCACGGCCACGCUGCCAAUCGCGGUCGAAGAGUUUUGGGAUGACGAUGUGCGCAUGAUGGAACGGCCCUCCGUUGAACUUGUUGUUCCCUCAAUUAAAUUAAACGCGGCUGACGUCAUCCGGCUGGAGCUGGAGGGAGUCGCAUACACCAAGCAUUCCGUUUCCUCGCUUGGGGAAAGCGGCGGCGCAUUCAGCGACUAUGAGGCGGAUAGUGACACACCAUCUGCAAUUUGCGAGGCAACGGCGCAUGCAGAGGUAAAGGCUUGGAACAUGCAUCUCAACGGCCUUCCUGAGGCUGCCAUCGUUAGGGACAUGCUGGGGCUGUGGCAGGAGCUUGGGUUCAUGGUGAACUCGCUUUCUAGGCGGAAGGUGGUUACGUGCGAUUUGAUGCGCGGUGAGCAGCACGACCUGAGCCGAACCGGGCCUUGGUUCUUUGACGCUCCAGGUAAGGUUGUUUUGGUGGAAACCUGCACUUUUGUUUCGCGUGCUUCAGGAACGCAGAUGGUAGUUUGCAGCGGGACCCACGUGUACUUUCGGCAUUGUCAAUUUUCUCCUUGCUUUCUGCAGGCCAUUGCGGCUCAGGACGAAAGUGCCUCAUUUGUGUGUGACAGCUGCGUUGAGGUUGCGUUGGGCAGUGACACGACUAGCGUGACCGCCGUGCGUGCAGAGGCAGAGAAGGAAAUGUUACAAAAAACUUUAGUCACACUGCAUCGUAGUGUCGCAUGCAUGACGCUGCCUGGUAGGCGCACACUUGCCUUGAGUCUCUCGACGGUGGAACUGCGGUUAGUGAAGUGUCUCAGGAAAACGGUGUGCCAGAUGCGCGUGCAACGAGGACGCCUUGGCAUCUCUGAAGAGGGGACCACACAUGGCCUGAUUUCCCGUAUGGAUUUGGAUGUGGACUGGUCUCACGGACAUAAGGAUGACUAUGCAACGCUGAGCUCAGCUGUACGAAUAGAUGGCGUCAGUAUACCCAUUUCGCUUUUGUUUGCGGCGCGCAGCCUGCAAAGAGUGUGGAGUUGCAAACCGCCAGUCUCCGGGACUCCAAUGCGAUACUACUCAAUACCCUUGAGCCCACGCAGAUUUCCGUUUGCCAAAUGGAAGGUGAUUUUGACGACCUCCGUUAUUCCUGUUGUAUUGUGCCUGCCAGGUGGGGCUCCAUUUAUGCAUUUUGUUUUAGCUGCAACUUCCCUGUUGUCCAGAGGGGAAGUGGCAGGGGAGGCCUUUGUGGAGGCGCGGUUAGGGAUACAGCAAAUCUCCCUGUGGGAGUUCUCAUCCCAGGCGCAGGUUCCGCUGUUAAGAGAUGUGCUCACCGUGAUGGUCGUUGCCCGAACACACGACCUUUCUGCUGCGUCAUGUGACGUGUCUGUCUCCCCGUGUGAACUUUAUCUCUCCAGCGAGCAAAUCAAAGGCGCGGCGUCGCUUUUGGCAUUUAUUCAGAGCAACGCUGACGAUGCUGCGGAGACUGCGGCGCAUGCAAUGGAGCUGGUGAACCGACUCGGGGUGGAGGUGAUUCUGCAGGGCGCUACGCAACAGCUUUGCCUUGGAGACUGUCUGACUUUUGAAAAGAAAACGUUGCCGUUUCCGGAUUGUCUCAGACUGGUGGGCGGAAAACACGCGUGGAUCGUUUUGAGAGAGGGGUAG